UAUGUGAUGCGUCGCCUGUAGGCUGUAGCUUAAUGUUCAAUGUACAGCGUCUAAAACUGUAAGUCGAUGUCUAAAUUGGUGGCGAUAUGCAAGAAUUGAUACACCGCAACACCGCAAGUCCUCGCAUGGUUUAAAAAUUAAGUAUUAAACUUCACUACUGUGUCCUCAAUGGUGUGCAUGGUUCUAACGUUGACAGGUUAUAACACAUCGAUAUCUGGUGCACUGUGUUCAUUAUCAAUUGUUCAGAGUUUCGAAUUGUGGUUCUUCUUCAGAUCAUCUGGCCGGAGACUCGAGACUGAGUGCUAUCGUAGUCACUUCUGCUUGUUCAUCGUGAUGUGCAAACAUAUAUUCAAUGCCCAAGUUUCGAUACGGGCUCCAUGCUGCAAGCAAUGGUUUGAUUGCGCAGAGUGUCAUGCGGAGACGCAAGAUCACGGGUUAAGGAAGACAACCGAGAUGGCGUUCAUGUGCAAGAAGUGCAAGAAGGCCUUUAGGAAGGAUAUGUCGAGCUACGAGGAGAGCGAUGAGUUCUGCCCGCACUGCGAUAAUCACUAUGUCGUCGAUGCCAAAACGCCGCAGGCAGUGAUCGGAGUUGAGGGCGAAGAUGCACGAGUUGACGCACGGAUGCUCAAAGAUGAUCGUGUUCAACAAGAUCCAAAGCGAUCUAUCUUUUCAAGGGAUUUUUCGGAUAGAGUGGGAUGACGGCUCUCUCGAUACCCUUAUGUUCCCUGCUUUCCGCCCGCGUUGCAUGCUAUCACUGUCGCUAUUGGAUUAGGAUGAUGAUCCAUUUUAUCAUCAUUUACCAUUUUCUCAGUGUGACUGACUGACGUCCGUCCAGUCUCUCGAGUCUCAGGGCACAAGCAUUACACAGACUAUGGAACUUAAUCCGAUUGAAGUGUUUGAUACAUAUACAGACAACCGAAGUCUCGGACAAUAGGUUAAUCGCCUGUUCAGCGCUGCAGCACUCAAUACUCGACCUUUUGUGGCGCUCAUCCCACGCUGAGUCGUAUCGGUGAGGCGUGUAACUUAAAGCG
Molecule: messenger RNA, 1031 nt
Organism: Suillus clintonianus
Lineage: Eukaryota; Fungi; Basidiomycota; Agaricomycetes; Boletales; Suillaceae
Exons: 5
Coding region: 169-699 (176 amino acids)
Biological process (GO): protein import into mitochondrial intermembrane space
Cellular component (GO): mitochondrial intermembrane space
Molecular function (GO): zinc ion binding
Source: RefSeq, a predicted model, not a curated record